AUGGUCUCUAAGAAUACUCCAACAAACAACACAAGCUGCGAGCUUACAGUGACUUCGAACACGGGCGAUGACUCGCUUCUUCAGUUGAUGCUGCAAGGCACCAGUGACGACACCGCAACAAUCUCAUCCUCUUCAAGCGCAGCACAAGAAGAACUGCCCCAAACUUCAAACCAUUCCAUGCACCAAAAUAUGAUUCGCAUCCUUGAUGAGGCCAUAGACCUUGUCACAGAAGACGAUUUGUUCUUUCCUUCCAAUGAUCUCUUCAUGUCGACGCCGUCUCCCGAAGAAAAUGGGCGUAAUCGACAUCCAAGACAGUAA
Molecule: messenger RNA, 318 nt
Organism: Cylindrotheca closterium
Lineage: Eukaryota; Bacillariophyta; Bacillariophyceae; Bacillariales; Bacillariaceae
Source: the annotation of a GenBank genome assembly